AUGGAUUCAAAAUCCAUCUAUGGUGUCUCCGUCACCGUCUUCCUCCUUUUCAUUCUCCCUAUCCAUUCUGCAUUACCUCAUAACUCCUCCGCCGUUCAGAUCAACUCCAACUCCAUCCUCGUUGCGCUUCUUGAUUCCCAUUACACCGAACUUUCUGAACUCGUGGAGAAAGCUCUUCUUCUUCAGAAACUUGAAGAAGCUGUUGGGAAACACAAUAUCACUAUCUUUGCUCCUAGAAAUCAAGCUCUGGAACGUGACCUAGAUCCUGAAUUCAAACGCUUUCUUCUCGAACCGCGGAAUUUGAGGUCGCUUCAAACGCUUUUGAUGUCUCACAUUCUUCCUUCCAGAAUCGCUUCACACCACUGGCCGAAUACUGAUCUCCACCACCAUACACUCUCCCACCACCGUCUUCAGUUAACCACAAAUCCUUCCGGUAAGAAAACUGUUGACUCCGCUGAGAUUCUCAAACCCGACGACGUUAUCCGCCCCGACGGCGUUAUCCACGGAAUCGAACGUCUCAUUAUCCCUCGCUCCGUACAAGAAGAUUUCAACCGGAGGAGAAAUCUCGCUGAUAUAUCAGCGAUUCUCCCGGAAGGAGCACCGGUGGUAGAUCCACGAACUCACCGAUUGAAAAAACCGGUCUCCGUUCCAGCCGGUGCUCCACCAGUGCUACCAAUCUACGACGCAUUGGCACCGGGACCAUCUCUAGCUCCGGCUCCGGCACCAGGACCGGGAGGACCACGUCAUCACUUCAACGGAGAACGUCAAGUGAAGGAUUUCAUCCACACACUUUUGCAUUACGGAGGUUACAACGAAAUGGCGGAUAUUCUUGUUAACCUAACGUCGCUUGCAACGGAAAUGGGCCGUUUAGUUUCUGAAGGCUAUGUUCUCACCGUUUUGGCACCAAACGACGAAGCAAUGGCGAAAUUAACCACCGAUCAAUUGAGUGAACCAGGUGCACCGGAACAAAUCAUAUACUACCAUAUAAUUCCCGAGUAUCAAACGGAGGAGAGUAUGUAUAACGCCGUUAGAAGAUUCGGUAAAGUUAGUUACGAUACACUCCGUUUGCCACAUAAGGUUGUUGCUCAAGAAUCUGACGGUUCCGUUAAAUUCGGUCACGGCGAUACUUCCGCUUAUCUCUUUGAUCCUGAUAUUUUCACCGACGGGAGAAUCUCCGUUCAGGGAAUUGACGGUGUUCUUUUACCUCCCGAGGAAGAAAAGGAAGAUGAAUCCCCAGUUCACCGUGCAAAAACUCCACUUGUUAAAGUUGUUACUAAACCAAAGAGAGGGAAGUUGCUGGAACUCGCUUGUAGCAUGGUUGGAACUCUUGGAAGAGUCUGCUCAUGA
Lathyrus sativus (Indian pea) is the source of this 1347-nucleotide messenger RNA. The record is from the annotation of a GenBank genome assembly. NCBI's taxonomy places the organism in Eukaryota, Viridiplantae, Streptophyta, Magnoliopsida, Fabales, Fabaceae.